ACGAGUAAGAUGUCGCUAAACUGCAGAAAUUUCACGACAAUCACGACUAGUAUCGGUCGUAUCGGCUAACGAAGGAUGGAAUUUCUCGUGAAUUUGAUAAGCCGUCAUUUAGCUUAUUUUAGUGCUCUCGAACGGUCUAUAUUAAACCUCCGUUCGCUUUUUCUGUUUUGAAGUUCUGUGAAUAUUUUUUUGAAUUUCGAAUCAUUUUUAGACAUUUAUUCUAUCUUCAAAGAUAUUUGUCAGCUUAAGUAUCAUACGUUAUCGUUAAAAUGAGUAAUCAAAAAGCAGUGCCAAAUUCAAUAAAGUUCCUUUUUGGUGGAACAGCAGGAAUGGCUGCAACGUGUUUUGUCCAACCAUUAGACUUAAUAAAAAAUCGAAUGCAAUUGAGCGGCACAAGAGUAUCAACCAUCAGUGUAAUAUCAUCAAUACUUAAAAAUGAGGGUGUCUUAGCUCUUUAUUCAGGGUUAUCUGCUGGUUUGUUACGUCAGGGCACAUAUACAACUACAAGGCUUGGUAUAUAUACCUGGUUGUCUGAAGUAGCUUCAAAAGAUAGCCAACCAAAUUUUUUUAUGAAAGCCUUAAUAGGUAGUACUGCUGGUUGUGUAGGAGCAUUUGUAGGUACUCCUGCUGAAGUUGCCCUAAUUAGAAUGACUGCUGAUGGCAGACUACCUAUUGCUGAGAGACGCAAUUAUACAAAUGCAUUUAAUGCAUUGUUUAGAAUAGCUAGAGAAGAAGGCUUUUUAGCAUUAUGGACAGGUACUGUCCCAACAAUGGGGAGAGCUAUGGUUGUAAAUGCAGCUCAGUUAGCAUCAUAUUCUCAGUCUAAAGAAAUGUUACUUAAUACUGGAUAUUUUGCGGAUGGUAUUACCUUACACUUCGUAAGUUCUAUGAUAUCAGGUUUAAUAACAACUGCUGCUUCUAUGCCAGUUGAUAUUGCUAAAACAAGGAUUCAGAACAUGAAAGUUGUGGAUGGUAAACCAGAAUUUAAAGGUGCAAUAGACGUGAUAAUUAAGGUGUGUCGAAAUGAAGGGAUAUUUUCAUUAUGGAAAGGAUUCUUCCCUUACUAUGCUCGCUUAGGUCCACAUACUGUUCUAACAUUUAUAUUCCUAGAACAAAUGUUUAGUUUUUAUAAAGGAUAUGAUUCAUAACAAUUUAAUAGAAAAAUCCGAAGAAAGUUUCAAAGAAAGGUCUAUAUACUUGUUAAUUGAUAUCUCUUUUGUCUAUAUUUCAUUUGAUAUCUUUAUUUCAUGUUUUUAAAAGUAUACAAUACUCCGUUUACUAAUAUUUGACUAGAUGUAUCACACGCACAAAGUUUGUUACUUUUAUCUUUAACAUUGGAUACCUACUAAUUGUGUGUGCAUAGCAUGAUUUUAAACUUUGUCGUGACUCUGACUACAAUUUUAAUUAAUUUUAACAAACGCGAUAUAAUUUAUAUUUAUAAACAGGAAUUCCUACUGCCAUAUGAACAGUACAUUCUAGAAACAUUCU
Ceratina calcarata is the source of this 1488-nucleotide messenger RNA. Its product is annotated as mitochondrial 2-oxoglutarate/malate carrier protein. The record is from RefSeq and is a predicted model, not a curated record. Bases 270 to 1148 code for a protein of 292 amino acids. The transcript is spliced from 6 exons. NCBI's taxonomy places the organism in Eukaryota, Metazoa, Arthropoda, Insecta, Hymenoptera, Apidae.